AUGCAGCCUGACAGUACCACUGCCAUCGCCAGAGCCCUGGUGGAAAUUUCUCAGCCAAUCAAACGCAGAGCAGCACUGUCUGUGUUGGUGUGCAGAAGGGCGUGUUUCCUCUAUUUAAACCGUGGGUUGUGGACGGAUUACACACAUACGCAUCUUACCUGGAUAAGACUGAGUCAAAGCGCACCUCUGCACCAGAACAUUUCCAAAAUGAGUGACAACAACCCAGUCAGUCAGGAGGUGGAGCAGUUUAACAAGCAAAAGCUGAGGAAGACCAGCACACAAGAAAAAAACCACCUUCCCACCAAGGAGGAAAUUGAAGAGGAGAAGAAAGCUAUGAAGGUCCUGUUUGGUAACGUCUUCAUCUUCCACCUUGGAGUCCUAUCAUCAAAUCCACCUCUGCCACUAGUUUCUUUUGCCACCAUGUUCUAA
Menidia menidia (Atlantic silverside) is the source of this 429-nucleotide messenger RNA. Lineage: Eukaryota; Metazoa; Chordata; Actinopteri; Atheriniformes; Atherinopsidae. The record is from the annotation of a GenBank genome assembly.